AUGCCGCCGGCGCGCCUCGCCAGGGCGCUGCGGGCCGCGCGCGACUCGGCCGCGCAGCGCGCCUGCCCCCUCGCGCUCGCCCUCGACCUCGCCGGCCCGGAGUUCCGCACCGGCUCCGUCUACCACGGACCGGAGGUGCUGCUGGAGCCGGGCGCCGAGGUGCGGCUGGCGGAGGACAUGCGCUGCGACUGCGGCGACGGCACCGGCGACGCGCGCCGGCCCGCGCUCGUGCGGCUCGUCUGCCGCGGCGACCGCAUCCUCAUCGACGACGGCAGCAUCUCGCUCAUCGUCAUCGAGCUUCUGUCGCCUCAGUGUAUCUCACGACAGCUGUUGUACCUCGAGACACGCCGUGCGGUGUGUGACAGCUGGGCAUUGGGCGCGCAGGUGGGCUACAACUACGUGCUGUGCCGCGUCGAGAUGGGCGGCGUGCUGGGCCCAGGUCGGCCCAUCUCGCUGCCCGACGCGACGAUGGGGGCGGCGGCGGAGGUGGCGGUCCAGCUGGGCGUGCACAUCGUGUUCGUGUCGCGCGCGCGCUGCGCCAGCGACGUGCAGGAGGUGCGCAAGGCGCUACUGCCCGCGCGCCCCACGCACAUCUUCGUAUUCGCCAAGAUAGAGGACCGCCAGGGCGUGGAGGCGGCGGCCGAUCUCAUCGAGGUGUCGGACGGCGUGGUGGUGUGCCGCGGCCGCAUCGGGCAGUCGCUGACAGCAGGCGCGGCGCUCGUGGCGCAGAAGGCGGUGGUGGCGCGCUGCCGCGCCGCGGGCGUGCCCGUGCUCGUCGCGCUGCGGCCCUCCGACGCGCCAGAGGUGGCCGAGGCGGCCGACGUCGCCAACGCCGUGCUCGACGGCGCCGACGGGCUGCUGCUCACCGAUGGCGUCACCUACGAGCGUGUCGUCGAAAUCUCCGACGUCUGCCGCGAGGCCGAGGCUGCGCGCUGGGAGAGGCUGGAGGCGAACGAGAUCCUGAGCCUGCAGCCGCCGCCCACGUCUGUGCCGGCGGCGCUGGCCAUAGGCGCGUGGGAGAUGGCGCGGCUGACGCAGGCGUGCGCGCAGGUGGUGGUAGCCGCCUCCGGCCGCAGCGCCAGGAUGGCGUCGCGCUGCCGCCCCCACUGGCCCGUCGUCGUCGUCACCAGAAGCGCCUCCACCGCGGCGCGCUGCCUCUGCUGGUUCGCGCUGCUGCCACUGCACUACCGAUACCCCAAGCUGGCCACCUGGCCUCAAGAGGUGGAGGCGCGUGUGAGUGCGGCGGUGCGGCUGCUGAGAAACCGGGAGAUAGCCAAGCCGGAGGACAGGGUGGUGCUGCAGUACCCCAGCCACGCGGGCAACUCCUACUGCGACGCCAUCGCCGUCUUCGGGGUGAGCGAGCCCUGGACCUUCCACGAAAGAAGCAGCCCUCCGAUGGACCAGAGUUGGUGGCGCCAGAUUUCUGCUUAUCCGUUAUCCAGAAAAUUCACUGGAUAAGCGAAGACAUGGUUGGAAAUAAAUUUCUGGAUUUUUAAAGUC
Messenger RNA from Schistocerca serialis cubense, 1500 nucleotides. RefSeq names its product pyruvate kinase PKLR-like. The transcript has 8 exons. The record is from RefSeq and is a predicted model, not a curated record. Gene Ontology annotation, biological process: glycolytic process. NCBI's taxonomy places the organism in Eukaryota, Metazoa, Arthropoda, Insecta, Orthoptera, Acrididae. Gene Ontology annotation, cellular component: cytoplasm. Gene Ontology annotation, molecular function: magnesium ion binding; pyruvate kinase activity; potassium ion binding. The coding region runs from base 1 to 1458 and encodes 485 amino acids.